AUGCACAAACCCUUGAGCGAGGUCUGGGGUGAAGCUCCCCCAGGCCAGCUGCCAUCAAUUGUGGAACAAUUCCACGACGCCAUAGCGAAGUACCCGGACAACAUCGCCCUUGUCUGCACACAUCAGGCCGCCAACCUAUACGGUAUCUCGAGCCCUCAUUCUGAUGUCCCGGCCGCCGGUGCUGAGAGCGCCCCGUAUCUUCGAUGGACGUUCCUGAACCUGAGGCAGGGCGUCGACCGCUUCAAAGCAGGCUUGAAGUCUUUGGGUGUCAGGAAAGGGACAGCCGUAGUCACACUACUUCCAAACUGCGCCGAGUUCGUUCUGACAUGGUGGGCGGCGAUAGAGCUGGGAGCCGUCAUGGCAUCCCUAGAUCCGCGCCGCAUAUCCAACUCGAGCGAGCUCGCAUACACGCUCAAGACAAUCAUGAUGGCAACGAACAAUGAACCACCCGUCAUAGUUUCACUCAACGCAGAGUACCUCAGCUCCCCGGCCCUUGCGUCAGUGGCGCCGCGAGCUGCAGUAGUCGUGUCUGCCGAGAAAUCUCAGACCCACACUUUGUUCAAAGAUAUAAUGGCGAUUCCUCAGCGACCCGGCGAUAACACGAGUAGAGAAUACGGACACCAAUACCUCUCACCAAAUGACCGCGGUUGCAUCAUCUUCACCAGCGGCUCAACCUCCAUGCCCAAGGGUGUUUUGCGCAGUCGUGAGCUCCAAGCGUCAUUGGCUCGGAAUGUGUUUAGGACACCCGGUUACGAGACCCUCCCCGGAGACCUGUGGUGCACUGUAACGCCAAACAACCACUCAAUUAGCAGUACUGGCACGGUCUCGUCGAUGCUAGUGGGUGCUGGAGUCGUGAUACCGGGGGAGACCUUCUCGGCGGAGGCUACAGCAAAAGCACUGGUUCGUGAACGAUGCACGCACAUCCUCAUGGUGCCAGGAAUGAUCAACCUAAUAGCGGAAUAUUUGGAGGACGACACUAGCAGGAUGCGUACAAGUCUUAAGGCCGUGAUGCUGGCUGGAUCACCGCCGACGACCAAUAACAUUGAAACAUGCUUCGAGGGCCUCGGUACCCGCGGCGUCUGCAUCCGUUACGGUAGCACCGAAGGCGUGGCCUGUGUGAGUGACAUUGUAACAAGCGCGCAAGAGCUGAUUGGCGAAGGCGGUGGGCUAUCUGUGGGACGACCAGCUGCUGGAGACGGAGUCAAGAUCUGCCAGGUCGGCGAGACAGCCCACCUCGGUGUACCGCUACCUCGUGGUACUGCUGGAGAGAUCCAUUACAGCGCCGCAUGGGGCGAGCACAGCAUGUAUAUCGGAUGGCAGGACACCAAGGACACCUGCUAUAUCGACGAGAAAGGCAAGCGCUGGCUCAUCACAGGCGAUGAGGGGGUGAUUGACGAGCAGGGCCAGCUGUAUGUGGUUGGCCGGCUUAAAGACAUGAUAAUCAGAGGAGGCGAGAACAUAUCUCCGGCGGCCAUUGAGGCCCGCCUGGCCAAUAAUCCGAAGCUAGCGUCCAAGUCUGUUCAAAUCGUCGGACAGCCGGACUCCAUCAGUGGAGAGGUUCCGGUUGCUAUCAUCGCCAGCAGUCCAGAGUUCAGUGAGACCGUAGCAGAGAUUUACCGCACUAUACGCGAGGACAUGGGCUUGAUGUGGGCUCCCCACGAAGUAAUUCACCUAGAGCAACUAGGCCUUCAAGAUUGGCCUCGCACAUCUGUGGGCAAAAUCCACAGGGUUACGCUUCGGCAACUGGUGCAGAAGCGAUACCAGGAUCGUUUGGCUGAGGAGGCUGCUAGAGAGGCCUCGGACCAGUCUGACCUGGUGUGGAACGAGAGGCGCGUAAGAGAGGAAAUACUCGCAAUCUGGGCGAGCUCCGUUGGCUUGGAGGAAGAUCAGCUUCCUCUCAACGUGAGCAUCUCGCAAUAUGCUGACAGCUUGUCGGUGGCACGAGUCAGGGGCCACCUCCGACGCGUGAUCCCCGGCCUGAAAAAGCUUUCGGUGCGAGAUGUGUCGGGAGACGACACGCUGUCAGCGCAGAUUGACCUGAUAAUUAGGAGGUGGAGUGGAGGAAACAGUCUGGACGUACAAGAAGAUACUGAGAUUGAGGGUCCAAAGAGUGCAGAUGAUAUGGUCCACACCGUCGCUCAACCAGCCCUUUUUGCUUCAACUAAGAAGCUCGUGACGGAAGUCAUCAGCCAGCACGGCUUUCAGUGGGACGAUGUGGCGUCCGUGUUUCCUGCGCAAAAUUUCGUCGGUGAGCUAUCUAGGGAGGGCGUCCUGGACAGCGCCAAGUUUCAGAACGCCUUUGUCACGAAGAAGGAGAGUAGUAUUGAUAGGGUAAAGCUUGCAUUAACCGCAAUGCUGCGCGGGAAUCAAUUUUUGCCAUCUUUCCUCGUUUGGAACAAGGAAAAUUCCAGAGACCCCAAAGACGAUAUCGCCCUGCACGUCACGCUGAAGCCAAGCAAAGCCCUGUACGACCACGUGUUGCAGGAUGGAGGUUCUGUGGACACAGUGGAAGAGCUCGAAGAGCUGGCGUCUGCUCAUCCACAUCCGGAGUGGGCAAUGUAUCCUGGGAUUUUGUUUCGAGUGCUUCUCUUCAACGUCAAGAAGACCAACACAGUGGGUUUCAUCAUUAGUGUGAGCCACGGUGUCAUGGACGCAACGUACACUGGAAAAUUGCUCGCAGACAUUGACCAAGCCUUAAAUGGUCCGGUGCUGCAGCCCCUUCUUCCCCACAUAAGCUACAAACUUUGGGCAGAAUCAUACUACUCAUUCCGGGAGUCGCCGCAGGCGAGAGCAUCGGUACAGUGGCACGCAAACUACCUCGACGGCAUUCACAACCAUAUCGAGAAGGCCCAAUGGCCUCCGAUACCUAAGCGUGGUCCCUUCGAUCCAACGGGGAGAGGCUACGGCAGAGGCGCCUCGCACAGUUUCGCAGUUCCCGACCUCGCAGCUCUUCGGAAGAAGCACCCGCAGAUAUCGGCUCCGGUCAUCGUUAAGUCGGCGCUGGCGCUCUUGCACGUACAGCAGACCGGUCAUGACCACGCCGUCUUCUCCAAUGUGCAGGCAGGAAGAACCGCAUGGCCAUUUAUGCCCACAACGUUCGCGAGUAACGACAGUCUGGGGCUAUUUGAUGAGGCAACAGACGUGGCUGGACCGCUCCUGCAAUCGGUGACGAAUCUAAUCAAGAUUUCACCGGACGAGUCUGUGCUUGACAUGCUCAUGCGUCUGCAAGCUGAUCAACAAGCCUUGACACAGCACGCGCAUGCACCAUGGCCUGCCAUCGAAAACGCCCUCGACCAGGCCAAUGGAAGCCAUUAUAUCACAGGCUCGGCCAGCAGCCAUCGCGGGUUGAACAGGAGAGUUUUCACGUCGCAGGUAUUCAACUGGAUCCCGGGCAUGGGGGCCCAAGGAGGUGGCUUAAAGGAGCCGUUUGCCAACUUCCGGAAGCUCAAGUCUGUGACCCGGUGGCAGGUUGGGCUGAUUGUCAGAGCUGGGCUUGGCGGCCCUGAUGGCGAUACGGUGUUCAUUAACCUGCUGGGUGAUGGGCUGACAGAUGUUCAGAUGGAGCAGACAACGAAGAAGUGA
Molecule: messenger RNA, 3582 nt
Organism: Penicillium coprophilum
Lineage: Eukaryota; Fungi; Ascomycota; Eurotiomycetes; Eurotiales; Aspergillaceae
Product: class I adenylate-forming enzyme family protein
Exons: 4
Coding region: 1-3582 (1193 amino acids)
Biological process (GO): fatty acid metabolic process
Molecular function (GO): medium-chain fatty acid-CoA ligase activity
Source: RefSeq, a predicted model, not a curated record